AUGGCUCUUAAUCUUGCUGCUCGUCGAGCUGGUAGAGUUGCUUUCAGGCAACGAGCUGCUGUUGCCGUUGAGUCAUUUUCGCAAUGGCGAUAUGCUUCCUCAGCGAGUGCUUCAAAUCUUCCGGAAGAUGUCAAAAAGCAAAUAUAUAAGGAUGCAUCCCUUCCCAAUCCCGAUCCAGGAGCAGAUUCAGCUACGGCCGCUUUUGUGAAUGAGCGCGCGCCGUAUAUGGUCCCGACUUACGUGCGGCCGCUUCCAGUCAUGGCCAAAGGUGAAGGAUGCUAUCUAUGGGAUUUGGAAAAUAGACGUUAUCUGGAUUUGACGGCCGGCAUAGCUGUAACAUCGCUGGGACACUCCGAUCCCGGAGUAACCAAGGCGAUCAAUGAGCAGGCCAGUACUUUACUUCAUGCAUCCAACCUCUAUCAUAAUAAUUGGACGGGGGGCUUGAGCAAGCUGCUUGUGACUCAGACACUGGAAUCCGGUGCCAUGCGAGGAGCUUCACAAGCUUUCAUUUCCAAUUCCGGCACCGAAGCAAAUGAAGCUGCUAUAAAAUUUGCGCGAAAAGUUGGCCACAGUCUUGAUCCAUCUGGCGCGAAGCAUGAAUUCGUCUCUUUCCACAAUUCUUUCCACGGCAGAACAUUUGGCGCACUGUCGGCGACUCCAAACCCCAAAUAUCAGGCUCCAUUUGCUCCUAUGCUCCCAGGAUUCAAAUAUGGAAAAUAUAAUGACAUUGAACAGCUGCCCACUCUCGUCACAGAGAAGACUUGCGGCGUUAUCGUGGAGCCCAUACAAGGCGAAGGCGGUGUUAAUACCGCAACUCCAGAGUUCCUGACCGCUCUCCGCGCCCGAUGCGACGAAGUGGGAGCGAUUCUAAUCUUUGACGAAAUCCAAUGCGGUCUUUCCCGCACUGGUUCACUUUGGGCGCACGCGCACCCGUCUCUGAUCCCCGCCAACGGCACGGAGCCCGCGCAUCCAGAUAUUCUCACCACCGCCAAAGCGCUAGGAAACGGCUUCCCUAUCGGGGCAACCAUCAUUUCUGACGUGGUGGGCAAACACAUCAAGACAGGCGAUCACGGAACGACAUUCGGCGGGAAUCCAUUAGCGUGCCGCGUUGCCCACCACGUCUUGACCCGUCUCACCUCACAGGAACUGCAGGCGACCGUACUUGAGCGCUCCGAGGUGUUUGUCGCAGGUCUCAAAGCUCUGCAGAAGAAAUUCCCCGGUGUCAUCUCCGAAAUCCGGGGGCGGGGCUUGAUUUUGGGGGUGCAGCUGGCCCAGCAGUAUUCCUCCCGUGUUGGUGAUAUCGUAACUGCUGCAAGACAGAGAGGGCUGCUGGUCAUUACUGCCGGAGAAGGGUGCUUGAGAUUCGUGCCACCGUUGGUGAUUAAUGAAGAACAAAUUCAAGAUGGUUUACUAAUCCUCGAGAAAGCGAUGGAGGAGGUCUUGAAAAUCUGA
This is a messenger RNA of Uncinocarpus reesii 1704, 1452 nucleotides long. Its product is annotated as acetylornithine aminotransferase. Gene Ontology annotation, molecular function: transaminase activity; identical protein binding; pyridoxal phosphate binding. The transcript has 3 exons. The coding region runs from base 1 to 1452 and encodes 483 amino acids. Gene Ontology annotation, cellular component: mitochondrial matrix. Lineage: Eukaryota; Fungi; Ascomycota; Eurotiomycetes; Onygenales; Onygenaceae. Gene Ontology annotation, biological process: arginine metabolic process. The record is from RefSeq and is a predicted model, not a curated record.